Messenger RNA from Ixodes scapularis (black-legged tick), 468 nucleotides. RefSeq lists its product as uncharacterized. NCBI's taxonomy places the organism in Eukaryota, Metazoa, Arthropoda, Arachnida, Ixodida, Ixodidae. The record is from RefSeq and is a predicted model, not a curated record. The coding region runs from base 1 to 468 and encodes 155 amino acids. The transcript has a single exon.
AUGGCGGAGCUGCCGACUUUCGAGAGCGUCAGGAGCACCAUGUACCGGGAGAAGAAAAAGCAGCAACCAAGCCUACCAAAAAACAUGGCCGAGAUUAACCUUGGAAGACUGUAUACGGAGACACUCGACAAGCGAGACUUCCUGCUGUUCGACGUCUACAUAAGUGCAGGCCGUAUUCUUUGCUUUUUUGCGCAGGAGCUGCAUUUUCAUUUUGCGGAGGUGGUUGAGGUGUUCAUCGAUGUCACGUUUUUAUGGUGUCCGUCCUUGUUUUAUCAACUGGUCACAAUCAGCUCCGUCAAAGAGGGGGUGAGCUUCAACAUAGCCUACUUCCUUCUCCCUGGGAAGUCCCGAGAAGUAUACAUGGCGGCCUUCCCGAACUUCAAGGCAGCUUUCCACGCUCUUCGCGCACUUCUCUCAAUCAACGUUGUCCGUACGGACUUUGAACUGGCCCUUAUCAAGGCUUUUUAG